UCUUAUCAAUUCUUAUCAGUAAAUGCGAUUAACCUUUCGCUUGAACUCUGACAGAACGAAAAAAAUUAUUUAAAAAACCUGAAAAACUUGAAAAAAUAGGUGAUGUUUGGAAAGUUAUGAGGUCGUGAGAAAACCCUAUUAAAUUCAUAUUCGUUUUAGUUUGCAAGCUGUUGUUCAAGUUCGAUUUUUGUCUAUCAAGAUGCUGGCUGGUAAAAUCGCUUUCGUGACAGGUGCUGGAGGUGGAAUUGGAAAAGCUACAUGUCAAUUACUUGCUGAAGCUGGUGCCAAAGUUGUGGCUUCAGAUUGCAAUGUUACCUCUGCAAAACAAACAAUCAGUUUGUUGAAAGGUGAUGAUCAUAUGGCGCUGCGAACUGAUGUAUCCAAUGGUAAGGAUGUUUCCAGUACCUUUAACAAUAUUAUGGAGAAUUAUUAUACCCCGCCUAGUAUCGUUGUAAAUGCGGCUGGUAUCAUAAAAGACAAUUUUUUAUUGAAUUUAACCGAAGAAGACUUCGAUAAAGUGAUAGAUGUCAAUUUGAAGGGUACUUUUCUAGUCACACAGAAAGCUUGCAAGCUUUUAGUUGAUGCAGGUAAACCAGGGUCUAUUAUUAAUAUAUCGAGUAUUGUGGGAAAGAAAGGAAAUCGUGGUCAGUGUAACUAUGCGUCGAGCAAAGCAGCUGUGGAGACGUUCAGCAAAUGUGUAGCGAUGGAAAUGGCUCGAUAUGGUAUUCGGUGUAAUACAGUGUUACCAGGAUUCAUUUCUACGUCAAUGACUGAAGCAAUUCCUGAUAAAGUUAAAGAUAUGUUUCAUUCAUUAAUUCCGUUGAGAAAAUUCGGAACACCCGAAGAGGUAGGUGAAGUGAUCAAGUUUCUGGCUAGUGAUGCCAGCUCUUAUGUUACCGGAACUUCAGUUUUUGUAAGUGGCGGAUUGGAAUAGGCUAACCAGUGAUGAUAAUUUUAUUCUUUCGUCGCACGAAAUCUUUCAAUCAAUUUGGGAUUGGUCAUAUUUAUUCUCUCGAUGAAAUUCUUACCACAACGAAAUAAACAGUGAACGUUAUAUAUACGAGUACCGUGUAUUUUUCAAUUUCUUAUCUGUUGUGUUACUUUUUCAUAGUUUUGUUAUUGCUUCGAGUUGAAUACUACUGGUGUGUGUUGAAAUAAAUGUGAUAAAAUAUA
Molecule: messenger RNA, 1173 nt
Organism: Planococcus citri (citrus mealybug)
Lineage: Eukaryota; Metazoa; Arthropoda; Insecta; Hemiptera; Pseudococcidae
Product: estradiol 17-beta-dehydrogenase 8
Exons: 6
Coding region: 200-934 (244 amino acids)
Molecular function (GO): oxidoreductase activity, acting on the CH-OH group of donors, NAD or NADP as acceptor
Source: RefSeq, a predicted model, not a curated record